Molecule: messenger RNA, 1503 nt
Organism: Moneuplotes crassus
Lineage: Eukaryota; Ciliophora; Spirotrichea; Euplotida; Euplotidae
Source: the annotation of a GenBank genome assembly
CUGAACAUAUAUAAUAAAUCAAACACCUCACUUAUUAAAUCAUCAAAUGUAUAGUGUUAGAAGCGUAUUGGGCGUAAGAAGAUUCUGUAGUGUCGGAAGAAUCAGCUCUGUCAGAAAAUUCUCACUUAUUGAAAACUCUUCAGCCAAGUCUGGUGAGAAAUUUUUGCCGAUCUACAAAAAUGGAGAGAGAAUCAACAUCGAAGUUACUCAAAGCAAAAUCCAGAAGGAUUAUUACCCAAAGAAGAUGAAUACUAAGCUAGGAUCUGAACUAUGAUUUACUAAGGAUAGAGCUUUUAUCAAGUAUCUCUCUUCCAUUCACCUCAGAAGCAAAGAUAGGGAAGCUAUCUCUUCUGCAAGACUUUUAGCUUAUUUCAUCACACAAAAGGUGAAACCAAGAGACGUCGAUGUCGUCAAUGGGAUUGCUCGAGCUCUCUCCCAUAUCAUGGGAUUUAUGAAGCAGAAUGCUAGAAAGAUCCAUGAAGAUCAUAAUCUAGUCCUCAAAGCAGGCACUGUCUACGGAAAGGGCAACAAUGACAUCGCUCAAAUCAUUGAUUUUGUAAACUUUGGAGAUACUAGACGGACAUUGUUAGUAACUAAAGACGUAUCUGGUACUAGUAAUGAAAGUUUCUUGGAGGUUCAAAAUUCAUUGGCUCUCGAUGUUGGCCACUCUUCUUAUCAUUUCAUCAAUGAUAAGCUAAACUACAGAUAUGACGUAUCACAACCAAUCAUUAUUCUUGCGGAGAAUUUGGAUGAGGAUCUGGCAAGUAAUGUUUUACAUCAGCUCGAAGAUUUGUCAAACGGAGUCGUAUUCGUAGCAAAUCAGGUUGACAAAUCUGCCAAAAACCUACUCCUUUCACAAAAGGAUGAAUCAGGAAUCGCAGUAUCUUUGAUUGAUCUGUCCGAAGAAAGCUCUGAAGGCUCUGGAUCUUUCGAAAUAAUUAAAAAUAAUUUGAAAGAUUUCGGUGACGCUUCACCUAAAACUGGUUACUAUUUAAAGAGUUGAGAUAGAGUACUAAUGGAUUCCUCAUCAUCCUUCUUUGUUGAUGCUAAAUUUGAUCAGUCAGGAGAGGAAUUCCAGUCAGAAAAUUUCCAGGAACUUGUUGAAGUCAACCUCAAAAAUCCCGAUGAAACAUGGUGCCAUGAAGUGAGAAACAACGUGUUGGAGGCUAACACUAACUUAGAAGAUUCUCUUAUUGAAGGAAUCUUACCUGGAUUCAAUACCACUCUCAAGCUUGCUAAUGAAGACUUGAAGGAGUUUUACUCUGACGAUAAAAAUAUUCAAACAGGCUUAGAGAUUGUGCAAGAAUCUAUUGAUUCAUAUAUAAAAGCAAUCAAAGAGGAUAAAGAAGAUUCUUUACUCUCCAUCGAUGGAGCCUUAGAGAAGGCCAUUUCUGAGGGAACAUUUGUUCCAGAAAGGAAAGCUGCUAAGGUUAUCAGCGAUAUUUGGUCUAUCUGCUCCUAUUUGCUAUCCCAAAAGAGAAAUUAGGUCCAUAUUAGGCAUUU